This is a messenger RNA of Ctenocephalides felis (cat flea), 964 nucleotides long. Its product is annotated as ATP-dependent Clp protease proteolytic subunit-like. The transcript has 5 exons. Bases 106 to 855 code for a protein of 249 amino acids. NCBI's taxonomy places the organism in Eukaryota, Metazoa, Arthropoda, Insecta, Siphonaptera, Pulicidae. The record is from RefSeq and is a predicted model, not a curated record. Gene Ontology annotation, biological process: protein quality control for misfolded or incompletely synthesized proteins. Gene Ontology annotation, molecular function: serine-type endopeptidase activity; ATP-dependent peptidase activity; ATPase binding. Gene Ontology annotation, cellular component: endopeptidase Clp complex.
AACAAAAGUAUCGACAACCUGCCAUUUGUUACAUUCAUACUUUGUCAAAAGUGUUAGUGCAAUUUUAUUUAUUUUAUUUUGAGUUUAUGUGAAACCCAUUCAAAAAUGUUUAAUAGAAUAAUACGCUCUUUAAACAAAACCAACAACUUACAAAAACUAUGCACUAGAAAUUUUAACAUGGUGCCCAUUGUGGUAGAGCAAACAGGCCGAGGAGAGCGAGCUUAUGAUAUAUUUUCUAGACUUCUAAAAGAAAGAAUAAUUUGUGUAAUGGGGCCAGUUCAUGACGAUAUGAGUUCUUUAGUAGUAGCGCAAUUACUUUUCCUUCAGUCAGAAAGCAGUACAAAACCUAUUCACAUGUAUAUUAACUCACCUGGAGGAUCAGUGACUGCUGGUUUAGGGAUAUAUGAUACAAUGCAAUAUGUUAAGCCGCCAAUUGCUACUUGGUGUGUAGGACAAGCCUGUUCAAUGGGUUCUCUUCUGUUAGCCGCUGGUGCACCAGGUAUGAGACAUGCUCUUCCGCAUUCUCGAAUCAUGAUACACCAGCCAUCUGGUGGUGCUACUGGCCAAGCUACAGAUAUUCAAAUCCAUGCUGAAGAGAUAAUAAAAUUAAAGAAACAAUUGACAUUAAUAUAUGCAAAGCAUACUGGCCAAGAUACUGAGCUUUUGCAUAGCAAAAUGGAACGUGAUACAUUUUUAUCUCCGGAUGAAGCGAAGGCAAUGGGUUUAAUAGAUCAAGUUUUAGUGCAUGCGCCUUCCACGAUUACAAAGGGAAGUGCACCAAGUACAGAUGCUCCAAAUCCUAUUAUUAUGCCUAAAGAUAAAGAACCUUCUAUUGGAACAGAAAUUACUACAUAAUUAGAAACCUAAUAUUAUACAAUGAUAUUAAAAUAAUUUGUAUAUACAUUUUUAUAUGAAAUUAUUUAUAUUACAAAUAGUUUAUAAAAUAUAUUUUAUGCAAAUUAUG